This is a messenger RNA of Pelmatolapia mariae (spotted tilapia), 2579 nucleotides long. It is a transcript of the gene phf10, whose product is annotated as PHD finger protein 10. NCBI's taxonomy places the organism in Eukaryota, Metazoa, Chordata, Actinopteri, Cichliformes, Cichlidae. Gene Ontology annotation, cellular component: npBAF complex. The record is from RefSeq and is a predicted model, not a curated record. The coding region runs from base 60 to 1538 and encodes 492 amino acids. The transcript is spliced from 12 exons.
AACGAAGAAGUAACGAGCUAGUAUGCUAGCCUAGCUGCAGAAAUCAUUUAGCAAAAAAUAUGGCUGCUGUGCUCCCCGUCAGGCCGCCCUGCGAUAGCAACCCCGCUACCCCCGGAGCACAAUCCAUAAAGGAGGAUGUCAUAGAAGAAGUGUCCAAUGAUGGCAGCCAACCUCCCAAGAGAAGGAGAAUGGGUUCAGGGGACAGCUCUCGAAGCUGUGAUACCUCAAGUCAAGAUCUUGGUCCGACGUAUUUCCCAGCAGAAAACCUGACGGAAUACAAAUGGCCACCAGACGAUACAGGAGAGUAUUAUAUGCUGCAGGAGCAGGUCAGCGAGUAUCUGGGAGUCACGUCGUUCAAGAGGAAGUAUCCUGAUAUGGAGAGGAGAGACUUGUCCCACAAAGAGAAGCUCUACCUUCGUGAACAGAAUGUCAUCACUGAGACACAAUGCACUCUGGGUUUGACAGCUCUGAGGAGUGAUGAGGUGAUCGAUCUGAUGAUAAAGGAAUAUCCCACCAAACAUUCAGAGUAUUCUGUCAUACUGCAGGAGAGGGAGCGACAGAGAAUAGCAAAAGAGUACUCCCAAAUGCAACAGCAGAACCCUCAGAAGGUGGAGGCCAGCAAAGUCCCCGAGUACAUAAAGAAGGCAGCAAAAAAAGCUGCAGAGUUUAACAGUAACUUCAACAGAGAGCGCAUGGAAGAGAGGAGAGCUUACUUUGACCUCCAGACACAUAUCAUCCAGGUGCCCCAGGGCAGGUUUAAGGUGCUGGCUCCAGAGCUAACCAGGACAGGACCCUACCCUGUGGCUCUUAUACCAGGACAGUUCCAAGACUAUUACAAAAAAUACUCUCCCAAUGAGCUGCGGUACUUGCCGCUGAACACAGCUCUGUUCGAACCUCCACUGGAUCCAGAGCUUCCUGCACCGGACUCAGAGCCUGACUCUGACGACGCUGAGGAUGGCAAGGAUGACAAGAAGAUCAAGAACUCAUCUGACAGUUCUUCCGGCAACACAUCUGAUGUGGAGAGCCAGGAGGGCGGGGGCGGACAGAGCCACAAGUCCAAGGCCAAAGACAGGACAUCAACAACGGGAAAAGACGGCAGCCAGCGCCACUCUGCGUCCCAGAAAGCCACCGCAGGGUACAAGCCUAAGGUCAUUCCCAGUGAUAUAUGUGGCAUUUGCCAGAAGGGUAAAGAGGCCAACAAGAAAGGCAAGCCAGAGGCUCUCAUUCACUGCUCCGAGUGUGAAAACAGCGGCCACCCAUCCUGCUUGGACAUGAGCGAGGAGCUGGUGAGCAUGAUCCAGACGUACCGCUGGCAGUGCAUGGAGUGUAAGACCUGCACCGUGUGCCAGCAGCCCCACCACGAGGACGAGAUGAUGUUCUGCGACAUGUGCGAUCGAGGAUAUCACACCUUCUGCGUAGGCAUGGAUUCCAUACCUACAGGUCUCUGGAUAUGUGAAGUUUGCGACAAAAAUUUCACCACGCCCAAGAAGAAAGGAGGAGCUAAAACACCCAAAAAGAACAAGUCAGCUCAGAAAUGAUCAGCGGUUCCAUUAAUCAUAACAAUCCUGUUAUCACAUUCUAGACAAAUGCACUGCCAUUAGAAGCUGUGGAACUGGAAAAUGACAGAUAAGUGUUUGGCCAAACAGCUUUGACGGAAAAAGAUAAAUGCACAGUUUGUGAUCCAUUUAAAAAGAAAAAAAAAAAAAGCAAACACAGUAGUGAAGCUUCCUUCCAAAUAUUAAAAAAUCCAAACUGAAUGUUUAACCUGCUGUUGCUGUUUGGUGUGUCUUUAAUAUACAGACUAAGACUUUUCUGCUGCAGGCCUAUAAUUUAAAACAUAAUUAAUUCCCACCAAUAAACAAGAUCAGUGCAUUACGGUUUUAUUAGCUUAUGUAUGUGUCCACAUUAGGGAUUACCUUCAACAGAGCAGCUCGGCAGAAUGACCUCCACAUACAUAAAUAAUGUAGAAGCUAAACUGGAACUCGGAUCCAUCCAGAUUUGCUGCACUGAAUCCUUUGACCAAACCACUAACAGUGUCGCCCGUUCAUUGUUAAUUCGUGCAGUUUGUGCCUCGUUAUGUUACUUCAGUGAUAACUUGUUUGCUGGGAAAUUGUUUCAGUUAAAGAAAAAUGGUGCUUUUGAUGGUUUCACUACUGAAACAGCUGAUCUUUUUUUCUCUCAAAAUUCUGUCUUUGUCUUUGUUUUUUUGGUGUUUUUUUUUUUUUUUUUUUAUAUCUUUUGAAUUACAGUUUGUAUGUUGAUGAUGUGUGAUUCACAGAGGCGGGCCAGUAAAAUCUUAUUCAAGUGAAUAACGACAUGGUGCUUAUGUAAAAGACACUGGCUGUCAGACCUCAUAGCUGCAGGAGUUUUCAGGUUUUGGGAGUGAGUCUUUAUUAACGAAACAAAGGCUCAGAAAAAUGGAACCACUUGUAAUUACAUUGAAUUGUGAUUACACUGAAUUUAGCGUCCAUCAGCUCGAUGGUUAAUUGAUGUUUCUGCAAUCAACUUGAAAAGUUUUUCUGCUGUCCUGCAAUAAGCAGGUUGUUAACGGGGUAUUUGUUGUUGAAUAUAAUGCUUUG